AUGGCAAAACCCGGACCGAAAGGCCCACGCGCUGAGACCUACACACAGAUCAAUAAGCGCCUGCAGAGCCUGCGAGAGCGAGCUGGCCGUUGUGCAACAGAAAUCGCAUCACCCGCCAAUGUAAGAGCAGGAUUGGCAGAGGUGACCGACUCAUCCAGGGUGACACUAGCUUAUGAUGUCGCCAUUACCGAACAGAUGCCGCUACUGACUGAUGGAUGGCCAUCGCACCUGCCCCUGGCAGGUGUCUUGGCUCACUUGCAAACCUACGAGCAGAGGAUGUAUCCCGUCUGGCCUGUGGUUGACACUGCCCGCCUUCGCAAUUCCCUCAUACUGGACGUGAACAAUCUUGAAUUACGCGCUUUAGCCUUUGCGGUAUGCGCAGCGACCUGCGCUCAGUUGCAGUGUCACUCGGACAAUCAUGCGCCGCAAGGAAGUGCGGAGGGAAAGUGUGCUAUGGCGGAUGACUUUGCGAAAGAAUCAGAUCAUUGCCGCACGAUGUAUGAUUACCGGGAAAGUGGCACUUUUGAGGCAGUACUGGUGCCGCUGUUCCUUCACUUUUACUACGGUGCGAAGAAAAAGAUCCCGACCGCUUCGCUCUUGCUCCGAGAGUCUGUGACAUCGUGUCAGCUUCAGGGAUUGGAUAAGGAAGAUACCUAUCAAGAUGUAGCCCCGGAAGAUGAGCGGUAUAGGCGAAGGGCGUUCUGGCUCCUCUAUGUGACCGAAAGGGGUCACGCAAUUCAGCAUGGAAUUAAUACCUGUCUACGAGACUCCAUACGGCCACCAACGCGCGAUUGUUCGGACGAACUCCCCCUUGUUGAAGCCUUUGACCGUUUGGUGGGUCUAUUUAUUGCGGUGGAAGGUGUGCUUCUCGAUCGCGGUGGCUCCAGUACUAUCAUGUGCAGUAAGGAGACGCUCUGUCGGCUACAGAGUCAACUCCGCCAGCGCCUCCAGUGCCUACGGCAUACCAUGCAUUACAGAGAACAGAUAUUGCUAUUACCCAACAGUGGCUACGCAUACUACUUUGGCAGCUGUCUUUAA
Messenger RNA from Aspergillus bombycis, 1038 nucleotides. RefSeq names its product fungal specific transcription factor domain-containing protein. Gene Ontology annotation, molecular function: DNA binding; zinc ion binding. Gene Ontology annotation, biological process: DNA-templated transcription. NCBI's taxonomy places the organism in Eukaryota, Fungi, Ascomycota, Eurotiomycetes, Eurotiales, Aspergillaceae. The record is from RefSeq and is a predicted model, not a curated record. The transcript has a single exon. The coding region runs from base 1 to 1038 and encodes 345 amino acids.